Molecule: messenger RNA, 2983 nt
Organism: Colletes gigas
Lineage: Eukaryota; Metazoa; Arthropoda; Insecta; Hymenoptera; Colletidae
Gene: Pef
Product: peflin
Exons: 9
Coding region: 409-966 (185 amino acids)
Biological process (GO): COPII vesicle coat assembly
Molecular function (GO): calcium ion binding
Source: RefSeq, a predicted model, not a curated record
AGGAGUGGUCGUAUGCCGUUGUCGUAAGGUCGGAUUUCAGUUGUGCAAGAACGAGAAGGCAAUUGUGAGCCUUUCUCUCUCGACUCCCACGAGGCGGUCCGAAAUUACUUCGGGUAGCUUCAGAGAAUCGAAAAAGAGAGCAUGAGUCAGUUUGCCUUUGUCGACUUUCCGGAACUCUACGAGCUCACGUACGCAUGAUCUUGCAUAAUGUGGGUAGUGCACCCGAUGACCUGGCGUAACAUGUGGCUCGUGUGCUGAAGUUCGUCCUCGAUUCGACACUGCAGUUCCCGCGUUUUUGGUGCACCCAGUACCGGAUCUAAUAACAAUGACUCGAAGCAUAUGUUUGUGACGUUAUUUGAUGGCGCGUCGUAAUUAAUACUAUUCAGCAAUUGACAGAAGGGUGCAGUUAUGGCAUAUCCGGCAGCAAUGUAUGGAGCAACUAAUCCUCAAUCUCAAGUAAAUCCAGAAGUUCAACAAUGGUUUGCUGCUGUUGACAGAGAUGGUAGUGGAAGAAUUAGUGCUACGGAAUUAAAAUCUGCACUGGCAAAUGGUCAAGGAGGUACAUUUUCAGACACUGCUUGCAAUUUAAUGAUAGGCAUGUUUGAUAAAGAAAAAAGUGGUACAAUAGAUUUGUUUGAGUUUCAAGCUCUUUACAAUUACAUUAAUGCAUGGCUGGGUGUCUUUCGUGGGUUUGAUCAUGAUAAUUCAGGAAGUAUACAAGAAACUGAAUUAAGUGCAGCAUUAACACAAAUGGGAUAUAGAUUGAAACCAGAAUUUAUUUCAUUCCUUAUAAAAAAAAGUGAUCCUGCUGGACAUUCUUCUAUAACUGUUGAUCAGUUUAUUGUAUUAUGUGUCCAGAUUCAAAGGUUUACAGAUGCCUUUAGAGCAAGAGAUACAGAGCAAACAGGAGAAAUUACUAUUGGAUUUGAAGACUUUUUGGGUGUUGCACUUAAUUGCAGCGUAUAACACUUGCAAUAACUUUCAAUGAUUUUAAAAUGUUCAAUUUAAUUUUCUCAGGAACGCCUGAAGUUGAUAUAAAUCGUAUAAGUCAACUGUUCGCGGACCAGUCUGGUUAAUAGGCCGGCCCGCAAACCGAGAAAAAGACAUGGAUCAUUUAAAACUAAACCAGAAGAGUUUAUUAAGUGUAGAAAUGUUCAAAGUAAAGCAUUUAUUAAAGAACGAAUUCGGAAGGAAUGUUUUGACUUUAAGGUUGAUUUAGAUAUAACGAAAAAGCAGUUUCUUAAGACGCUAACGAUUGCAGAGAAGGUGAAGAGACCUCACAGAGAGGUGCCAGGUGUCCGUGAUGUAAUACCGGAACUAACACUUGAAAAUCUGAUUUAUUUACGAGGACUGGAAGUUGAAAUCAUCAAGGAUGACCAAAGAAUAGUACAGUAGAUCACCAUGUUACAGGAUAGAGCUAAGCUAGCGGAGACUCGUACGCGUACACCAGUCGCUUAACAGCUUGAUCCAAUCAAUGAUCCAUAUGUCGAUAAAACGAUUGAAUAUCAGACGCAAAUAGUAGUCAGAAAUUGUCGACUGUUCAACUUGAAACCUUUGAGUACUUGAAACAGUUGUUCAUUAAAUUAGGACGCAAUUCCCGUGAUACGUUUCACCAUGAAAAAUUUGCAUGUGUGAAUUGGAAAUUAGAUGCAAGGGCGUUCCUAAGGAAAGUUUAGUUGCGAAAUUCGAGCUAAUAGAAUCACUGUGGCUUAUUAUUCGAACAAUGCGGUUAGUGAACCUAGAUUGAUGGCCUCUAUACUAUUAGAAAGUAGCGGUUUUGACGAUUAUUUAAGCUACUAUUUUCUAUUUAAAUUAUCUCUAUUUUAAUCAAAAUAAAAACACUAAAAAUUAAACAAAUUCGAUCCUAAUAGUCCCCCAUCCUUUGGUACUUAAAAAUGUCGCGGAUUCUUAGAAUUGUGAUGUCACUUCCCAAAAAUCCAGCCAAUUAAAAUUUUAACAUCCUCUAUACUAUACAUAUGCUCAUUCAUAGGAAUAAUGAAAAUAAUUUCUUUUUUUUCAAUAAUGAUUGAUGAUGAAACAUGACCAGAGUGUCUUAAAACGCGUAUUUCCGUGUAAAUUCUUUUUCAUUAUGGACUUUGUUUAUACGUAAGCGCUGAUCCUACGUAACAUGUAGCUCGUGCGAUAAAAUGUCGGUUUUCCCCACCAUUCCGUUAAACGCUAAGGAAAUUCGUCGUUUCUAGUAUCGCCAUCGAUGUACUCAAUUUCCUAGUUCUUCUCGCCUGGCAUCAAUGGUUACCGAAUUUAUUUCGUCUAUUGUUUAGAAUUGGAAUAUAUUAUUGUUCAUUUGUUUUGUUGGUUUUAUUGAGAUGGAAGUAAUGGCAUCUGACGAGUGGUUACAUGGUUGGAUCGACGUCGAGAACGAAUUAUUUAUAUUUCGAAAUAUAAAUGAAACGUAUCAAGUUUCGAGAUUAUUUAUACCACGUUGAAAAAGAAAUGUAGCGAAUGCUAUGAUUUAGACGAUUAUGUGUAAAAGAUGCUUCGAUGAACCAUUAAACAAUAGAAUAAAUGUUUGGAAGUAUGUUCCAAUGUUGUCCCGUGCUAGGGAAGCACAAGAAAGAAUUCAGGAAUUCAACAGAUUAAAAAGAGCAAGGCAUCUUCUUGAUGCUAUUUUUCUUAUAAAUGAAUUAAUUUCAGACGGUUCAGAUGUGGAAGUGUUGAGUCUUGCUGGCACAAUAAUAAAGAGAUUAAAAGUUUUAGGAGUGUAUAAUAUACUAAUGGAAAAUUCUACAGAAGGUGCAAAAAUAUCAACAUUACAGCCUCCUCACACUGGCAUAUAUCAUUGUUGUACAUUUUGUUCAAGUGGUGGUAAAAAAGAAGCUGUCUGUGGCUGUGGAGGAACUAUGCCUGGAGGGUACAAAGGUUGUGGGCAUGGUCACAAUGAACAUCCAGGUGUGAGUCAUUGGUCUUGUUGUGGAUCAAUUUUACGACAUGGACGCUGCUUGGCCCUCCAAAAACACAUGCC